This is a messenger RNA of Daucus carota subsp. sativus, 3282 nucleotides long. RefSeq names its product ribonuclease J. The coding region runs from base 348 to 2981 and encodes 877 amino acids. Lineage: Eukaryota; Viridiplantae; Streptophyta; Magnoliopsida; Apiales; Apiaceae. The transcript has 17 exons. The record is from RefSeq and is a predicted model, not a curated record.
AAAAUUGAUUACUUACACUCUUACAGUCUCACACAUUAAACCCUGUAUCUAUCUUUAUCUUCCCCUCUGCUUCUUCUUCUUAAACCCUCAAGAACUCCCCAGCCCACUUAUUUUUCUAAUGGUUUCAAGUUUUUCACCACUCUUUUCCAUAUAUAAGAGUGAAAAAUUGAAUCUUUGAUAAAAAUUUCAAUUUUGUGACCACUUUUUUCAUAUAUAAGAGUGAAAGAUUGAAUCUUUGAUAAAAUUUUCAAAUUUUUAAGCACUUUUUCAUUUUUAAGUAUGAAAGAUUGAAUCUUUGACAUAUUUACUUGUAAUUUGGUGAAAACAAAGGGUUCCAGAUAAGAAAAAUGGCUAUUGCUUUCAGUACAAUGCCACUUUAUCCAUACAAGCUUUGGCAUAGGAGGCCUAAUUGUAAAAAGAGCUUCAUUUCUUGCUCACCGCCCUCUACUACUACUAGUACUGCUAAUGCAGGUAGAAUUGGAUCAAAAGGACCUCAAAAAAGAUCUGGAAGAUUAGAAGGGGCAGGGAAGAGCAUGGAAGAUUCUGUAAAACGAAAGAUGGAACAUUUUUAUGAAGGAUCUGAUGGCCCGCCUCUACGUGUUCUGCCAAUUGGUGGCCUGGGAGAAAUAGGAAUGAAUUGCAUGCUUGUUGGAAAUUUUGAUCGGUAUAUUAUGAUUGAUGCUGGUAUCAUGUUUCCAGACGAUGAUGAGCUUGGUAUCCAAAAAAUCAUUCCUGAUACGACAUUUAUUAAGAAAUGGAGCCACAAAAUUGAAGCGGUUAUCAUAACGCAUGGUCACGAAGAUCACAUUGGUGCGUUGCCUUGGGUUAUACCAGCUCUGGAUCCACGCACACCAAUAUUUGCAUCAUCUUUCACAAUGGAGCUUAUCAAGAGGCGGUUGAAGGAGUUUGGGAUCUUUGUUCCAUCUAGGCUCAAGACAUUUAGGACAAAAAGGAAAUUUAAUGCCGGGCCAUUUGAAAUUGAACCCAUUAGAGUCACCCAUUCUAUACCUGAUUGUUCUGGACUGGUUCUCCGUUGUGCAGACGGGACAAUUCUUCACACAGGGGACUGGAAGAUUGAUGAAACACCACUGGAUGGCAAAGUUUUUGACCGUGAAGGCCUGGAGGAACUCUCUAAAGAAGGUGUCACAUUGAUGAUGAGUGACUCAACAAACAUACUGUCACCUGGGAGGACUUUUAGUGAAGCUGUUGUUGCAAAUUCACUGUUGAGACAUAUAUCUGCUGCGAAAGGAAGAGUUAUCACCACUCAGUUUGCAUCAAAUAUUCAUCGACUUGGUAGCAUUAAGGCAGCAGCUGACUUGACUGGCAGAAAGCUGGUGUUUGUGGGGAUGUCAUUAAGGACGUACCUUGAUGCCGCAUAUAAAGAUGGAAAGGCACCAAUUGACCCAUCAACUUUGGUAAAAAUAGAAGAUAUUGAUGCUUAUGCCCCAAAAGAUUUGCUGAUCGUGACAACAGGUUCCCAAGCAGAACCACGUGCAGCAUUGAAUCUUGCAUCGCAUGGAAGUAGUCAUUCACUCAAAUUGAGCAAAGAAGAUGUGAUUUUAUACUCUGCCAAGGUAAUCCCUGGCAAUGAGAAUCAAGUGAUGAAAAUGCUAAAUCGUGUAGCAGAGAUUGGAUCAACUAUAGUGAUGGGAAAGCACGAGCAGCUGCAUACAUCAGGUCAUGCUUAUCGGGAGGAGUUGGAGGAAGUGAUAAGAAUUGUAAAGCCACAACAUUUUUUACCAAUCCAUGGAGAACUCUUAUUCCUGAAAGAACAUGAACUGUUAGGAAGAGCCAAUGGCAUUCAACACACUACUGUUAUAAAGAAUGGGGAGAUGCUUGGGGUUUCACACCUAAGAAACAGAAGGGUUUUGUCGAAUGGUUUUGUAUCUCUAGGAAAAGAAAAUUUGCAGUUGAUGUACAGUGAUGGUGACAAAGCAUUUGGUACUUCUACUGAUCUCUGUGUUGAUGAAAGACAAAGAAUCGCCACAGAUGGUAUAAUAGUUGUCAGCAUGGAAAUCAUGCGCCCUCAAACCACUGACGGAUUUGAAAAGGCCUUGAAGGGUAAAAUAAGAAUAACCACGCGUUGCUUAUGGCUUGAUAAAGGCAAGUUGUUAGAUGCACUUCACAAGGCAGCACAUGCUGCACUGUCGAGUUGUCCUGUAAAUUGUCCUCUUGCCCACAUGGAAAGAAUUGUUUCCGAGGUUUUGAGGAAAAUGGUCAGGAAAUACAGUAGUAAAAGGCCCGACAUCAUUGCAAUUGCUAUUGAAAAUCCAGCGGCGGUGCUGGCUGACGAGAUCAAUGAAAAGUUAUCAGGGAGGUCACAUGUUGAUUCUGGAUUACGGGCAAUGAGAAAAGGGAUUAAUGAACUUGCCAAAAACAAAAAAUCAAAUAGGAGGCGUGAUGAAAAAGACAAUGACCACACAUAUCCAGUACACACCAGGCCAGAAGAAACUGAAGAGUAUGGUACUGAAAUUGAGAGACUUCUGCCAGAAGAAGAAACUUGUUCAAACUCUGGAUUAUCAGACACUAAUUCUGAGGAUUUUGAUGACAUCCAGAAAUCAUCUAUGGUUUUAACUGCAGUUGAUAGUCUGGAAGAUGGUAGCAAUGGUGCUCCCACAGUUGAGGAAUGCAGGGAGAUGGCUAAGAAGGCAAGUAGUGAAGGUGACUCCCCAAAAUCUUCGAAGUCUGCAAAGAGAAACAAAUGGAAACCCGAAGAAGUUAAGAAACUGAUCCAAUUUCGUGGGGAACUAAAUAGUAGAUUUCAAGUUAUAAAGGGGAGGAUGGCCCUUUGGGAGGAGAUAUCUGCAAGCCUAUUGGCUUGUGGAAUAUACCGAAGUCCAGGACAAUGUAAAUCUUUAUGGGCAUCUCUGACUCAGAAAUACGAGGAAAGCAAGAAAGACAUGGAAAGUGAGAAGAGCUGGUUAUAUUUCGAAGACAUGAAUAAUAUAUUAUUGAAGUUGGAGGCAACACCUACAAAAUAAUGUCAACCAACACAAGAUCUUAGGAGGAGCUGGUAAAAAAGAUACGUUGCCAGAUUGAAGGUAGUCCAGUUCAGUAUUUUCAUUAAUUCUGUGUUUAUGUUUUAUACUUCGAGGAAUGCAGAUGCUAGGAAUAGGGUUAAGGCCAAAUGAAAUGUAAAAUUAUUUCGUUAAGAAAAUGUACAUCUUUAGGUACUGUGAUUUUGGUUUGUGCCAUGUUCCAUGUAUAAUUUUAGCUUCAGACCCCGGAUGGAGCUCUGUAAUUUUAACAUGAAUUUAAACAUUUUGAAUAUUUUUCACUAGA